AUGUUCAAGGUGAUCAAGGAGCUCCAGCACGACAAGCUGGCCAAGAUGAGAAGGUGUGGAGGACAAGUUCGGCACUCCGGAGAGCGGGAGAAGGGUGCCAUCUUGGUGCAGACGAUGAUGAUGAUGAUGAUGAUGAUGAUGAUGAUGAUGAUGAUGGGUCGUCGGAAUUGCGGCCUGGUAGUGAGCCUUGGAGACUGGAUGAGGAGCCCAUUCUUGCGGACCUCUCGGACUCUGCCAGCAUGGUGGGGAGCUGUGGGGCGCGCGGAGAGCACCCUGGAGAAGCUGAAGAGUGCAGGUGAAAAAAGGUGCAAAGAAGACUGCUGGCCAAUCGCGAUCAGGCGCUGA
Molecule: messenger RNA, 345 nt
Organism: Effrenium voratum
Lineage: Eukaryota; Dinophyceae; Suessiales; Symbiodiniaceae
Source: the annotation of a GenBank genome assembly